This is a messenger RNA of Doryrhamphus excisus (bluestripe pipefish), 1707 nucleotides long. Lineage: Eukaryota; Metazoa; Chordata; Actinopteri; Syngnathiformes; Syngnathidae. The record is from RefSeq and is a predicted model, not a curated record.
AUGCAACAAUUCUGUCGACAUUUGCUAGUGUGUAUUUUGUUGUUUUUUUGUUGAAGUUUGAUCUACUUGCAGAAAAGACCACGAACUAGCCCACGACACACCCUGAUCGCCCCUCCGCGCCAGCAGUCACAAGCGAUCGUGCUCCACGCUUACCCUUUCGUCCCCGCAGCCACUUCCACUCGAGUGGAUUCAUGCUCGGCCCUCGCCAUGCAGAACCACCACGCCAAGGAGCACCUGUACAAGAUCCUGGUCAUAGGAGACCUCGGGGUGGGCAAGACCAGCAUCAUCAAGCGGUACGUGCACCACAACUUCAGCCCCAACUACAGAGCCACCAUCGGCGUGGACUUCGCCCUCAAGGUCCUCAACUUGGACCAGGAGACCGUGAGACUGCAGUUGUGGGACAUUGCAGGUCAGGAGAGAUUCGGCAACAUGACCCGUGUGUACUACCGCGAGGCAAUGGGCGCCUUCAUCGUGUUUGACGUGACAAGACCCGCCUCCUUUGAGGCCGUCACCAAAUGGAAGGAGGACUUGGAUUCCAAGGUGUCGCUAGGCAAUGGCAAGCACGUGGCCACCGUGCUCCUGGCUAAUAAAUGUGACCAGGGCCGGGACGUACUGACCAAUAAUGGAAUAAAGAUGGAGCAGUUCUGCCAGGAGAACGGCUUUGUGGGAUGGUUCGAGACAUCUGCCAAGGAGAACAUCAACAUCGAUGAAGCUGCUAACUGCCUGGUGAAACACAUCAUUUCCAGCGAGAAUGACAUGCUGCAAUCAGAGGUCCCAGACACCAUCAUCCCUCAUUUAGAGACGGAAAAAGGCGGGGCGUGCUCCUCUUGCUUCAGAUCACAGUAAUGGCGCGUAUGUGGCAUCGUUUUUGUAUGCGACGACAUGCAAAGUCGCACCGUGAAUCCAAAAACAUGCACGAUAGGCUCAUUGUAGAGUGCAAAUUGUCCAUAGGUGUGACCGUUAAUGUACCCCGCCUCUCCCCCCCGAUGUCAUCUAAGAUAGGUUCCAUCUUACUCAUGACCCUAAUGAGGACAGGAGGUAUAUAAAGGAGAGAGAGCACAGAGGAAAUGGGAGGCAUGGAAGAAAAGCUAGAGAGACAGAAGGAUGGAUGUACCUGUCAAAGACAAGGUCACUCACAUCUCCAGCACUCCCACGUGCGUAACCAUGGAGACGCAGUUACUUAAUGAACACAUGGAGGAUACCGGUGAAUAUCUCUGCGAAAGGUCCGAAUCUUGGCUGUCACUCGUUAUACUCAGUCUCUCUCUCUCGCCCACUCCGUUUUAUUAUCCCGCCUCUUUUUUGCCCCCCCCCCAUCCCUCAUUGCCAUACAGUGUUCCUUCAGUAAUUACCCAAUAACUCUACAGUUACAUGGCUGAUAUCACUUUCCAUUCCAAAUAUAUUACCCCUGGCUUUGUUAUUACAGUGUCCUUUUUAAUAUGUCAGCGUCCACAUGAUCAAAUAUUUUAUUUAUAAAUGCAAUAAGAGAUAUAAGUUAUCAAUAUAUGGCAACAUUUAUGACAGUUUUAUACUCAGGAUAAACCUUAACUUACUUUCACCAAAUUGAUGUAAAAGGGGAGAAAGUAUUUUGAUUUUUAUCCACUGGUUUUAUACUCUAAUUUCUAAUGUUCAUAACUUGUAAUAUUUGUAAUUAUCUAUCUAUACAAAUAUGUACAUAUUAUAUUCUAAUGUGUCUUGUUAUCAACAUGA